CCACCAACCCACCCCCUCCCUAUUUCUCGCCGUCGCGUCCAAGAGCAGAACGCAUCGACCGAUCGGAGAAUCAAUGGCGAUGGUGACGGCCAAGCUCAGCUCCCCGGCCACCGCCCGGCUCGGCCCCGUCCGGUCCGCGCAGCCCGCCCGCCGCGCCUCGCUCGUCCGCGUCCGCGCCUCCGGCGGCUCCUACGCCGACGAGCUCGUCUCCACCGCGAAAACUGUUGCUUCCCCUGGCCGUGGGAUCCUUGCGAUCGACGAGUCAAGUGCAACAUGUGGAAAGAGAUUGGCAUCUAUUGGUUUGGACAACACGGAAGUUAACCGCCAGGCUUACAGGCAGCUUUUGCUGACCACUGCUGGUCUUGGUGAAUAUAUCUCUGGUGCUAUUCUUUUUGAGGAAACUCUCUACCAGUCCACUACAGAUGGCAAGACCUUUGUUGACGUCUUGAAGGACCAGAAUAUCAUGCCUGGUAUCAAGGUUGACAAGGGUUUGGUUCCAUUGCCCGGAUCCAACAAUGAAUCCUGGUGCCAAGGUCUUGAUGGUUUGGCCUCAAGGUGUGCUGAGUACUACAAGCAGGGUGCACGCUUUGCGAAGUGGCGGACUGUUGUUAGCAUCCCUUGUGGUCCUACUGCAUUAGCUGUCAAGGAAGCGGCAUGGGGACUUGCUCGCUAUGCUGCUAUUGCUCAGGACAAUGGUUUAGUGCCAAUUGUGGAGCCAGAGAUCCUUCUUGAUGGUGACCAUGGCAUCGAGAGAACUCUCGAGGUAGCAGAGAAGGUGUGGUCCGAGGUGUUCUUCUACCUGGCCCAAAACAAUGUUCUGUUUGAGGGCAUCCUGCUGAAGCCCAGCAUGGUUACCCCUGGUGCUGAGCACAAGGAGAAGGCUUCUCCAGAAGCCAUUGCGCAGAACACCCUCACAAUGCUGAGGAGGAGAGUACCACCUGCUGUCCCUGGAAUCAUGUUCCUUUCGGGUGGACAGUCCGAACUGGAGGCGACCAUGAACCUGAAUGCGAUGAACCAGUCCGCCAACCCGUGGCACGUGUCCUUCUCCUAUGCCCGGGCCCUACAGAACUCGGUUUUGAAGACGUGGCAGGGGCAGCCCGAGAACAUCGAGGCGGCGCAGAAGGCCCUGCUGGUCCGCGCCAAGGCCAACUCGUUGGCGCAGCUCGGCAGCUACACCGGCGAGGGCGAGAGCGACGAGGCCAAGAAGGGCAUGUUCCAGAAGGGUUACACCUACUGAUGAGGCGGCGGCGGGAUGAUUUAUAUAUGAGAUGCACGUCAUUUUGCGGGGUUUUGUUUUCUUAAUUAUUAUUGGUGUGAAUAACAACCAAUCGCCAGCGUGUUGGUGCCAAGGACUGUUAGCUGUAUUGGCAGUGCGGAAACUCUAGAGUUGCCUGAAGUUAUAUUUAUGAGAACAAACAAUUACUGUAUGCAUACCCUGAGAAAGUUGAUGAUGAGAACAGCUUUGGUUA
Molecule: messenger RNA, 1469 nt
Organism: Hordeum vulgare subsp. vulgare (domesticated barley)
Lineage: Eukaryota; Viridiplantae; Streptophyta; Magnoliopsida; Poales; Poaceae
Product: fructose-bisphosphate aldolase 1, chloroplastic-like
Exons: 6
Coding region: 74-1237 (387 amino acids)
Biological process (GO): glycolytic process; fructose 1,6-bisphosphate metabolic process
Cellular component (GO): cytosol
Molecular function (GO): fructose-bisphosphate aldolase activity
Source: RefSeq, a predicted model, not a curated record